Molecule: messenger RNA, 2047 nt
Organism: Coregonus clupeaformis (lake whitefish)
Lineage: Eukaryota; Metazoa; Chordata; Actinopteri; Salmoniformes; Salmonidae
Product: echinoderm microtubule-associated protein-like 1
Exons: 7
Coding region: 438-1451 (337 amino acids)
Source: RefSeq, a predicted model, not a curated record
CACCCCCUACACACACCCACACACACUCACACACACAUGUACACACAAUCUCAGAUCAAGGCUUGAAGCAAUGUUGUAAACAUCAGCAUGUCUCACAUCGGCAGACACCACCCAAAGAGAGAGGGAGCGUGAUAAAGGAGGAUAAAGCAGAGACGGAGAGAAAAAACACUCAUAACCUCACCAUGGACUCAAAGUCUUUGUGAUCUGGAUUUGAUGCUGUUACAGAGGAAAAGAGGACAGCAAGAGAGGAGAGAACAGUUGUGUUGUGAUAUACAUUUUGUGAUCUUGGUGUCGGGAGCGCAGAGGAAGAGAGGAGAGCUCAGUGUGCGUUCUACUGUGUGACAGAACUGGAACAGUGGAAGGAACAGUGGAGAUGAGAACACCAGCCAGUGGAACACAAAGAGAAAAAAAGAGAGAGAGAGCCGGCAAUCACUAGGAUGGAGGAAGAUAUUGUCUGUCAGACAGUGGAAGAGAGGAGGAGAAGGGGGAGUUCUGGAGUGGAGGAAGGGUCACGCAGUAUGAGGAAUCUUUAUGACAACUCCUCACUGCACAGGGUUUCCAACGAUGACCGUAGCUCUGCGGCGAGCGGGAUAGAUGUGGCGGACCGCCUGACAUACCUGGAGCAGCGGAUGCAGAUGCAGGAUGAUGAGAUCCAGCUUCUGAAGAUGGCCCUGGCAGACGUCCUCAAGAGACUCAACAUCUCAGAGGAACACCAGGUCGCCAACGCCAAGAAAGGACCUGCUGAGAAAGCUAGGCCUGUGUCUCUGGGCCUGCCUUCCAGAACAUCAAUGAACAGUCUUGCCUCUCUGAAGAAAAGCUCCACAACCUCUACACUACCAUCUACCUCCACUGCACGGAACUACAGCCCCUUACCAGGAGCAUCAGCCAAGAGUGGUGUGAAGAGUUCAGCAGGCAGUGUGAAGGAGAAUCCAUGUACCUCUAAGACGGCUCGGCCCGGCCCCCGACCUGGCCCCGCAGGCUCAACAGCGGCCCCCGGCAGUAAGAAAGCUGAUAGCAAAACCAAGGAGCCUGCAGCCAGUGUAGGGUUGAGGCGUGUGACACACUGUAAAGUGACUAUGCAGAUCUAUCUGAGCCCCCAAACAAAAAGGACUGGGUCUUCUGAAGCAGCCAAAUCAGCCCCCACGGUCCCCAACUCCAGACCAACCAGAACCCCCACCCCCCCCUCAGACCAAAGGAGUCCCCCCGACCUUGGACCGGACCAAGGCAGAGACACGCAAAUCAACUCCUUCCUUCACCCUCCCCCUGCAGAAAAGCACCAAUCAAAAUACGUAUUCUCCUCUGGACACGUCCAAUUACAAAAGCCCCUUCAGAUCACCAAGCCAUUACUUCCAGAUCUGUUACUAGGCAAUAGAGUAGGCUAUGAGGAUGUAGAAGUUGCUCCUAACUACAGGUCUAGGGUCAGAUAUUGUUUUAAUCCUCAUAAUGGUUAGGGUUGGAUGUUGGGUAAUCUGAUCCUAGAUCUGUGGUUAAGGGCAACUUAUUUUUUUGGGCCAUUACAAGUGUAGGCCUGUGAGUUAAAUCGGUUUUCCAGAUGUUUGAAAAUGUAUAGCAAUGUGAGGGAAUUAGAAGUGGAGGUUGUCUUCAGUAAUGUUUGAGAUGGACUGAUAGUUACAAAGUUUUGGUUUUGAUGUUUUUUGUUUGACCAGGAAAGAGAAUAGUGAGUUUAUUUGAUUGUUUUGUAGUAUUUCCUAGCACCAUCAGUGACCAUAGUCCUCUUCACUUGGUUCUCUGUAAGUUCUUACAUAUUUCUGUCUCAGUCAACUGGAAGCCUCUUUUUUUCUCCUGUUUCUUUCUGUCUUAAUGUCUCAUUUACGUUUGACAUUUUAGUAAUUUAGCAGACACUCGUAUCCAGAUUUGUUUGUUUUGUAGCUUUAUGUCAGGAAAAUAUGGAUGUAUGAGUUUUCAUUGAAAUCUCCCUGACUUUGGGGGAUGUACAGUAUGAGUGAAUUCUCUUAUUAGAUUCCUGUGUGUAUCUCUGUCUCUGUUGACAGCCAUUAAUAAACAUUUCAGUGAUCACCUGCUUCGA